AAGUCUGAUUUUUCUGGUCGCUUGUAAAAGGUUCUAAAGAGCAAGCUUGUAAGAAUUUGGAGUCUUAUCUGUAAUGGUUGCUGUGACAUGAGCACCAGCACACUUUAAGAAGCUGACUUAUCACUCUGCACUCUGUCUGGUGUUUUUUCUCACUGUUUAUAUCUAAUUUCCUAUCCAAGGCUGGUCAUGAAUAGUGCCCAGAGAAAGCGUAGAGGAUCUCAAUCAACCAAAACCAGAUCUUCACACAAGAGAAGAAGAGGGAACACGUCAACCAGUGCAAUGACAACAGUUAUAGAGCUGGAAGAAAGUGUGGAUGAAGUUGUGGAUUUGACGUGUGAAUCCUAUGAGCCAUCCGUUGUUGACCUAACCGACCUAACUCACAAUGAUUCUGUGGUGAUUGUUGAAGAGCACCAAGGCCAGAGAAGAAAUAGAAGAAAUCCAGCCAGCGGGUCCUCGCAUGUUGCGAGUAUAUUAAGCAGUGACGAUGAAGAUUCAAGAGAUAACGACAUUUGUUUUGGUGGCAGUAAAUCCAGCGACGUAACAUCUUCACACAACACUAGAUCUAGGUCGACUGGAGGAAAUAUUAUUUGUCCUAUUUGUAUGGAUAGCUAUUCCGAAAUUGUGCAAAACGGACGUCUCAUUGUGUCAACGAAAUGCGGUCAUAUAUUCUGCAGCCAGUGCCUUCGUGAUGCCCUUAAAAAUGCCACCUCUUGUCCAACCUGCCGGAAGAAACUUACACACAAGCAGUAUCACCCCAUUUAUAUAUGACGGAUCAGUAAGGUGUACAUUUAUAAAGCCGAGAAUCUGACUUGCUGAAAGUCACUUUCACAGCUUUAUAGGUAUACCCCUAAUUGUGUUGUGUGCCCAGACCGGACCUACCCCUGAACUCU
Nanorana parkeri is the source of this 890-nucleotide messenger RNA. RefSeq names its product ring finger protein 4 (gene RNF4). The record is from RefSeq and is a predicted model, not a curated record. The coding region runs from base 187 to 768 and encodes 193 amino acids. NCBI's taxonomy places the organism in Eukaryota, Metazoa, Chordata, Amphibia, Anura, Dicroglossidae. The transcript is spliced from 8 exons. Gene Ontology annotation, molecular function: zinc ion binding; transcription factor binding. Gene Ontology annotation, biological process: positive regulation of transcription by RNA polymerase II.